Egretta garzetta (little egret) is the source of this 1275-nucleotide messenger RNA. RefSeq names its product tigger transposable element derived 5 (gene TIGD5). Lineage: Eukaryota; Metazoa; Chordata; Aves; Pelecaniformes; Ardeidae. Gene Ontology annotation, cellular component: nucleus. The record is from RefSeq and is a predicted model, not a curated record. The transcript has 2 exons. Gene Ontology annotation, molecular function: DNA binding. The annotation marks the transcript as partial.
CAGGCCAUCGAGCGGGUGAAGAAAGGCGAACGGCAGGCGUCGGUGUGCCGGGCCUUCGGGGUGCCGGGGGGAACGCUGCGGGGCUGGCUGAAGGACGAGGCCAAGCUGCGGUGGUUCCUGGAGCAGCUGGGGGGGGGGGGGGGGACCCACCGCAAGAAGAUGCGCUUGGCCAACGAGGAGGAGAUCGACCGCGCCGUCUACGCCUGGUUCCUCGCUCUCCGACAGCACGGCGUCCCCCUCUCCGGGCCCCUCAUCCAAGCCCAGGCCGAAGCCUUCGCCCGGCAGAUCUACGGGCCCGAGUGUACCUUCAAGGCCAGCCACGGCUGGUUCUGGCGCUGGCAGAAGCGUCACGGCAUCUCCAGCCAACGCAUCUACGGCGAGGGCGGCCUCCCUGCCGAGCCCGAGCGGGCUCCCGCCCCCUGCCCCGAGACCUAUUUGACCGGCUCCCACAAGCUCAAGCCGCUGGUGGUCGGGGGCCUUCGCGAUCCCCCCAGCCUCCGCCAUCACAACCAGGACAAAUUCCCUGCUUGCUACCGCUACAGCCCCGAAGCCAGGCUGGGGCCGGCCCUUCUCCGGGCUUGGUUCUUUGAGGACUUCGUGCCAGGCGUCAAACGCUAUCUGCGCCGGAGCUGCUUGCAGCAGAAGGCCGUGUUGUUGCUCAGCUCCCCGCCACCCUCCUCCGGGACGGGCCCCGAGGAAUCCCCCCCGCUGCAGACACCUGACGGCUCCAUCCGUGCCCUCUUCCUCUCCAAGGGCCCUGCUGGGAGCGGCUCAGUUGGAGGAGGAGGCCGAAUCCCAGCGCCACUGGAGCAGGGGGUGGUGUCCGCCUUCAAGCAGCUCUACAAGCGGGAAUUGCUGCGCCUCGCCGUCUCGUGCACGGCUGGUGGCAGUGGUGGCUCGGGUGGUCCCAUGGACUUUGUGCGGUCCUUCCUCCUCAAGGACAUGUUGUACCUGGCCGGCCUCUCCUGGGACCUCAUCCCCCCCGGCUCGAUUGAGAAGUGCUGGCUGCUGGGGCUGCGCGCUGCCUUCGAGCCUCAGCCUGGGGAGGAAGAGCACGGAGACCCUCCGCAUGGGGAGGAAGGUGGUGGGGACAGCAAAGUCUUUAGCGACCUGACCCACCUGGCUGCAUUGGCCUACAAGCGCUUGGCUCCCGAGGAGGUGGCCGACUGGUUGCACUUGGAUGACGCAGCCCCGGGUAUGGAGGAGGACGAUGGGGAAGAGGAUGCUGAGGAGGAAAGCCCCGGGGGCUGCGGGGCAGAGGAAGAGGAGGAGGAG